Entrophospora candida is the source of this 870-nucleotide messenger RNA. Lineage: Eukaryota; Fungi; Glomeromycota; Glomeromycetes; Entrophosporales; Entrophosporaceae. The record is from the annotation of a GenBank genome assembly.
AUGAUCGAAUCAAAUUUUGCCAAUAAAUAUAUUGAUUUCAUAACUUAUUGUAAUCCAAAUGCUCCAGCUGAUAUGGAUUAUACUCCAUUGAUACGUUCUUUCAACUCUGUGCCAAAAUCUGAUGGUAAAAAUUUUGAUACUUGGACUCUUUAUCAAUUAGUAUCAAAACAUCAUUCUGGUGAAAUUAAGACUUGGACAAAAUUAGCUCAACAACUAGGUGUUGAACGUACUGCUGAUUCUAGUCCUCAAAAAAUUCAACAAUACGCCGUAAGGCUCAAGAAAUGGAUGAAAUCAAUUCAUAUCGAUGCAUUCUUUGAUUAUCUACUUUCCAGACCAAAUGAAUAUUAUCAAGACCCUGAUAAAAACCCUAUUCAUGCUACAAAUAGAGGUAAAGGAACGCAGUUAUUGGGUAAACCAAAAAAUAUUUCUAUAUCCCAACACAUCCCAACCCCGAAUCCUUCACCAACAAACAUUAAUAAUUUUGGUGAAUCUGGAAGUCUCCAUCAUCGUCUUAAUUCUUCGACAACAAAUAAUACUACCACUGGUGGUGGUGGAACUCUAAUAAGAUGGCGUAGUAUUUCUGUCGGUGCAGCUAAUAAUAGUGCUGCUGGUUCAAAUGAUACAACAACAGCAAUAACUUCUUCUUCUUCUUCAUUUGCAGAACUUUUAUUCCCACCUAAUGAUCCCAAUGAAACAAUUUCUGUAUUUCAAAAACGUUUGGUUAAAGCUGUUGGUAUGUUGGAGGAUAAAGAACGUCAGAUCGACAUGUUGAAAGAUUUGAUUAGACAGCGUGACGAAGAGAUGAGAAGUCGUAUUGUUAAAGGAAUGAAAAAUGAUAUUAUGGAUUUAUUUCAAAAAUGGGAGCAAUAA